AUGAGCAAGGUUCCCGCCGUUCUCAAUGCCACCGAGCAGGAGGUCCAGUCCAUGUUGGCUGCCCAGACCCACAUCGGAACCAAGAACUUGGACAUCCAGAUGAACCCCUACGUGUGGAAGCGCCGUAACGACGGUAUCCACAUCAUCAACAUUGGCAAGACCUGGGAGAAGCUUGUCUUCGCCGCCCGUAUCAUCGCCGCCGUCGAGAACCCCGCCGACGUCUGUGUGAUCGCCGCCCGCCCUUACGGUCAGCGUGCCGCCUUGAAGUUCGCCCAGUACACCGGCGCUCAGGCCAUCGCCGGUCGUUUCACCCCCGGUACCUUCACCAACUAUAUCACCCGUACUUUCCGUGAACCCCGUGUCCUUUUGGUGACCGACCCCCGCACCGACCACCAGGCCAUCAAGGAGGCCUCGUACGUCAACAUCCCCGUCAUUGCCUUCUGCGACACUGACUCUCCCCUCAAGCACGUCGACGUUGCUAUCCCCACCAACAACAAGGCCAAGCACGCCAUUGGUCUUGCUUACUGGUUGUUGGCCCGUGAGGUCCUCCGCAUCCGUGGAACCAUCGCUCGCUCCAGCCAGUGGGACGUUAUGGUUGACAUGUUCUUCUACCGUGACCCCGAAGAAGCUGAGAAGGAGGCUGAGGCUGCUGCCGCCGCCCCCGAGAAGUUCGGUGGUGAGGCCGCCGCUGGUGACUGGGGAGCCGAGACUACCACCGCCGCCCCCGCUAACCUUGAGUGGGAGGCCUCUGGAACUGGUGUCGCUGACGUUGCUGCUCUCGCCUCUGCUCAAACCGGUGACUGGGCUGCCUCCACCGGCGAGUGGGGUGCGGAAUAA
Fimicolochytrium jonesii is the source of this 837-nucleotide messenger RNA. RefSeq names its product ribosomal protein S2, flavodoxin-like domain-containing protein. Bases 1 to 837 code for a protein of 278 amino acids. The record is from RefSeq and is a predicted model, not a curated record. Gene Ontology annotation, biological process: ribosomal small subunit assembly; cytoplasmic translation. NCBI's taxonomy places the organism in Eukaryota, Fungi, Chytridiomycota, Chytridiomycetes, Spizellomycetales, Powellomycetaceae. Gene Ontology annotation, cellular component: 90S preribosome; ribosome; cytosolic small ribosomal subunit. Gene Ontology annotation, molecular function: structural constituent of ribosome. The transcript has 2 exons.